Dermacentor silvarum is the source of this 1230-nucleotide messenger RNA. RefSeq names its product chymotrypsinogen B-like. Gene Ontology annotation, biological process: proteolysis. NCBI's taxonomy places the organism in Eukaryota, Metazoa, Arthropoda, Arachnida, Ixodida, Ixodidae. The record is from RefSeq and is a predicted model, not a curated record. The transcript is spliced from 10 exons. The coding region runs from base 1 to 1128 and encodes 375 amino acids. Gene Ontology annotation, molecular function: serine-type endopeptidase activity.
AUGGCUUCAUGUCGUGGUUAUUGCUUGCUCAUUUUUCUGGCGACACCGCUGCUUGGCACGAGCCAGCUACAGCUAAACGCCGGCUGCAAGGUGGAAACCUUGCACGCGUGUGGAGAAGACUACAUUCCCUUUACCAAAGGCCCCCACCUGCACGAGUCCGGGAAGGAGCUCGAAGACGGAUGCAAUUGUGAAGACGGCGUCCAAGACAGCACCAAAAAUAUAAUUGUUGCUGCACUUUGUCGUGCGCAGGCAACGCAGAGAGCACCAAGCGUGGAUUCAGUCAGAGGACACAACAGGUGUGGCCUGAAUGCAGACACCAAGGUGGUCGACGGCACCACGCUGUCCUCCAACAAGUACCCGUGGGUGGUGCGCAUCUCGACCUACUACACGCCCAUCGAGGGGUUCGACCAGAACGGCACGGACUCAUGUUCCAUCCUCAAGACCGAGAUGAGCAAGAUGAGCAGCGCCCGGCUGGUCAGCAAGAACAUGCAGACCAUCGUGUCCUUGUGCGGAGGAACUAUGAUCACCCGGAGACACGUGCUCACCGCUGGACACUGCCUGCUGCCCGAGGAGUUCAAGCCUCGCUACGUGGUCCGGUACGGCUCGUCCCGCACUUCCCGCCAGGCCACAGCGUUCGUGAGCAAGGUGUUCAAGCACCCGAACUGCCACCUCGUGAACCAGGACCGCGCCGUCGACGACGUUGCCAUACUGGUACUACGGACUGCACUGCCUUUGUCCCCGGUGUGCCUGCCCAGAGCCGGUGCGCCGCUGCCCUCGCAUGUCACCGUCGCCGGCUGGGGCAACACCAUACCGAGCAUCGACUCACUGCAGCUGCCUGAGCUGCUCAAGGAGGCCCAGAUGGAGGUGGUCUCUAAGGACAGGUGCCAGGAGGAACACUCGUACGCAAACCUGACGCACCAGAUAUGCGCCCAGCCGGCAUCCGGCUUUCCGGGAGUGGGGGACUCGGGUGGCCCGCUGAUGACCAAGGGCUCGUCUGGCGAGUGGACCCUGGUGGGCGUCGUCUCGUGGGGCAACGAGACCCGGUUCCGGUCGUCACCCUUCGUCUUCUCGGACGUCUCGGCGCUCCUCUCGUGGAUACACGACAUCGUCGCUAUGCCCGUCUGGUAGCGCAGCAGGAGGAACUGGACGCAUCGGGUGCAGGGCGGGGUAGCUGGCCUAAUAAAGGGAGCCACCGGAGUUGUUUUCAGUUUAUUGGAGUGUUUCUUGUUC